ACCCAUUUACAUAUUCAAACGAAAUGAAACCAAUAAAAUUCGGAUUAUCAUUUUUAUUUUUGUUGCUGGCCUCUAAAUCCUUCAUUGCAGAAUCAAAAUGUAGCAAAACUUGUGACUUAGCUUUAGCUUCCUAUACUAUACCUGUUGGUGUAGAUCUCGCAUAUAUUUCAAAUACCAUGCAAUCCAAGGUUGUUUCUAAACGUGAAGAUAUUUUAAUCUACAACUCAGACACAAUGUCAAACCCAGAUGUUAUCCUAUCACAUUCAAGAGUGAAUGUUCCAUUUCCUUGUGAUUGCAUCAAUGAUGAGUUUCUUGGUCACACAUUUCUCUACGAAGUUCAACUAGGAGAUAACUAUGAUUCAAUUGCUGAGUUGAAUUUUAGCAAUUUGACCACUGUGGAGCGAUUGGAGCGAGACAAUGUUUAUACAAGAAACAAUAUCCCUGAUUUUGCGAAGGUUAAUGUCACUGUUAACUGUUCCUGCGGGAACAGAGAGGUUUCUAAGGAUUAUGGAUUGUUCAUCACAUAUCCACUUAAUUCUGAAGACACUUUGGAGUCUAUUGCAAAGGAUACAAAUCUUGAGGCUGAUUUGUUGCAGAGGUAUAACCCUGGUGUUGAUUUCAGCCAAGGGUUCGGUCUUGUUUUUAUUCCGGGGAAAGAUGUAAAUGGAGUUUAUGUUCCUCUUCCCCCUAGAAAAGAAUCUCACUUAGCUAGAGGUUUAGUUAUCGCUGGAAUAUCUUUUGGAGGAAUAUGUAUGCUACUGUUAUUAGCAAUUUGUAUAUAUGUUAGAUACUUUCGAAAGAAGAAUGGAAAGAAGUCUAUGUUUUCAACUAAAGAUGCCAAUGGUGAUACUGGAUCCAAAUUUAUUGUGGUGAAAAAAUCACCAGAGUUUUCGUUCAUAGAACUAGCCAAUGCUACAGAUAAUUUCAGUUUGGCUAAAAAAAUUGGUCAUGGUGGUUUUGGAGAGGUCUACUAUGGAGAGCUAAGAGGCAAGAAAACUGCAAUAAAAAAGAUGAAGAUGCAAGCAACAAGAGAAUUUCUUGCUGAACUCAAAGUCUUAACAAGUGUUCAUCACUGCAACCUGGUACAUUUGAUUGGAUAUUGUGUUGAGGAAUCUCUAUUCCUUGUGUAUGAAUACAUGGACAAUGGAAACUUAAGCCAACCUCUACAUAACUCAGAGAGAGAACCAAUGUCGUGGUCUACCAGGUUGCGAAUUGCUCUAGAUGUAGCGAGAGGCCUCGAGUAUAUUCAUGAUCAUUCAGUGCCUGUAUAUAUCCAUCGCGACAUUAAAUCAGAUAACAUUUUAUUAAACGAAAACUUCACUGCAAAGAUUGCAGAUUUUGGAUUAACCAAGCUUACUGAUGUUGCAAGUUCAACCCGUAACACUGAUCAUGUGGCAGGCACAUUUGGUUACAUGCCGCCUGAAAAUGCAUACGGACAUAUUUCUCGCAAGGUAGAUGUAUAUGCAUUUGGAGUUGUUCUUUAUCAACUAAUAUCUGCCAAAGAAGCUGUGAUCAAGAUCGAUAAACCUAGUGCCGAGUUCAAAAGUUUUGAAAUUAAGACAGAUGAAUCUAUUGAUGAAUACAAGAGCCUUGUAGCCUUGUUUGAUGAAGAGGGAGAUUCUAUAGAAGGUCUAAGAAAAAUGGUGGAUCCAAGGCUAGGAGAUAACUACUCAAUUGAUUCCAUUAACAAGAUGGCACAACUUGCAAAGGAUUGCACAAAUCGAGAUCCGAAAGGACGUCCGAGAAUGAGAGCGGUUGUGGUUUCACUGAUGAAACUAAAUUCUAGUAUUGAUGAUGGAAGUAUGAGAAGUAGUGAAGCAUUGAGUCCUAUUAAGGAGCUUGAUGAACAAAACUGAAAUUUCACCUGUGAAAUUUAAUACUAUUAUGUUAUGUACUACUUGUAAAGAUUAUCAUAAGAACAACGGAAAGAAAAAAAUACAAAAUGUGGAUAAUAGUGUAUUGAAAUUUGGAAUGAUAUAUGUGUGUUAGAAAGCAACAAUUGAAAAAAUCAGACUUGCGAAAUUAUAUUUUUGGACAAAUUUAAGUCAAGGGAGUCGACCCAUUGGUGUUGGGAGUCGACUCCAAGAAGAUAGAAACAAUUUGAUGAAAAUAUGCCUCAGUGGGAGUUGACCCAUUCGCAUAGGGAGUCGACUCGAUUCAUAGGAAAUGAGAAGGCGACCCAUGCUGUCUAGGAGUCGAUUUCAAGUGGACAGAAAAAAAUGAAGAAAAACAGCUUCAGUAGGAGGCGACUCACAGCUCGAAGGAGUCGAUUUUAGGACUUUAGAAUACAAGUUCAAUGUAUUGAUAAAAUAUUUAUGGGAAUCAAGUUGUCAAUGUUUUAGAACAUUAGUCCAAUAUUUUAAUAAGAUGCUAUGUGAAUUAAGUUGUUAAUGUUUUAGGACACAAGUCCAAAGUUGAUG
Vicia villosa (hairy vetch) is the source of this 2420-nucleotide messenger RNA. RefSeq names its product lysM domain receptor-like kinase 3. The record is from RefSeq and is a predicted model, not a curated record. NCBI's taxonomy places the organism in Eukaryota, Viridiplantae, Streptophyta, Magnoliopsida, Fabales, Fabaceae. Gene Ontology annotation, biological process: protein phosphorylation; innate immune response. The transcript is spliced from 10 exons. Gene Ontology annotation, molecular function: ATP binding; transmembrane receptor protein kinase activity. Bases 24 to 1856 code for a protein of 610 amino acids.